AUGAAUGCAAAACUUCUGUCUACAGUUAUUUUCAUAUUGUUUCUAAUUAAUCGAACAACAUUUGCUGAUCAAAGUAAAUCUGUAAUUGCUUUUGAACCAACUUAUCUAAGCAUUACAGUUGGUGAAUCGCAUUCAGUGAAUGUUCGUCUCCUCGUGCCAGAUAUAAUUCCACCCAAUGUCUUCAUUGAAUUACUUUACGAUAAUAAACUUACGGAUACUCAAGGUUAUGUCAAUGUUCUACCAAAUAUAACAUUCACACAACAGACAAGUAUUGAUCAAAGUCGAGUAAUUGUAAUACAUGCACUUCGCAAUGGUCAUCUUGUUGUAACAGGACAAUCGCCACAAAUAAAUAUAUCAUCCAUGUCUGAUUUUCUUCUUAUUGAUAUAGCACGUAGUAAUGCAUUAAAUGUGUUAAUACAAAUUGUUGGUUGGAUUUAUUUCGUUGCAUGGUCUAUAUCAUUUUAUCCUCAAAUUAUAUUGAAUUUUCGUCGUCAAAGUGUUAUUGGACUUAAUUUUGAUUUUUUAGCCUUAAAUCUACUUGGUCAUUCAUGUUAUUCAAUAUUUAAUAUAUGUUUAUAUACAUCACAUGAUAUACAGCGGCAAUAUUAUGCUAAACAUCCACAUGGAGUUUUGCCUGUAUUACUGAAUGAUGUUUUAUUCAGUAUUCAUGCUGUAUUUGCAUGUUUCAUAACUGUUGGCCAAUGCGUAUUUUUUGAACGUGGUAAACAACGUAUAUCCUAUAUUGCUCGAAUUAUUGGUAGCAUAUUAAUUAUUUUUUUAUUUAUAUCAACAAUUGUCGCUCUUACAAAUCGUUUGUCAACAUUGAAUUUACUCUAUUUUUAUUCCUAUGUUAAAUUAGUCAUAACAACUAUUAAAUAUCUUCCACAAGCUUGGAUGAAUUAUAAACGAAAAUCUACCGAAGGCUGGUCUAUUGGAAAUAUUCUACUAGAUUUUACUGGUGGCACAUUAAGUGUAUUACAAAUGUUUCUUCUUGCAGCAAAUUAUAAUGAUUGGUCAUCUAUAUUUGGUUCUCCAACAAAAUUUGCUCUUGGAUUAUUUUCCGUGUUGUUCGACAUUGUAUUUAUUGUUCAACAUUAUAUACUCUAUCGUACAAAUACGUUCAUUGUAAGCAGAACUAGUCUUUCAACCAGCAAUGCAGACGAAUACACACCUAUUUUACAUCGGCAAUCAUAA
Messenger RNA from Rotaria socialis, 1194 nucleotides. Lineage: Eukaryota; Metazoa; Rotifera; Eurotatoria; Philodinida; Philodinidae. The record is from the annotation of a GenBank genome assembly.